AUGCCCGAGGGUGUGCCCAUGAUUGGCCUGCGACCGGGAGGCGUGCCGGUAAUCAACGCGCCUGUCCGUGCUGAUGGCAUGGCCAGCGAGCAUGUGCUCUCGCCAUUGGUGCCGUCGGUCUCGCAGCUCGAGCUCAAUCGUCGCGCACGAUCGCGGCGCAACUCGCUCGCCGACGAGCCGUUGUUCCCGGUCAAGCCGAUCCACGUCCUUGCGGUGGAGGGCGAUUUAGAGGGCAUGCGCCACGCCGCACGACGCCACGCCACUGGGGCUGGCGCGCGGGUCUCGCGCUCGGGUUCGGGUCGCAACUCCCUCAAUCUCAUGCACCAACGGGUGGUCCGCCAGCGACUCGCUGUCGAGUCCGAGUCGGGCGCCGACUUGUCCGACGACUCGGAGCUCUCUGUCUCGGACGACUGCAAGAAGCCGCUCCGCGACGUCGCUGACGACGACGGGUGGAACGCGCUGCACUGGGCAGCCUCUGCCGGUCAGGAUGACAUGGUCCGCAUGCUGGUCAAAGAGUUUGGCUUUGAUGUCAACUCUCGCGAUUUGGAAGGCUGCACUCCUCUCCACUGGGCCGCUGACAAAGGCCACAAGCGCACCAUCCUGGUCCUCUGCUCUGAGCUCGGUGCUGAUGUCAAUGCUGUCGACAACUACGGCCAGACGCCACUCUACGACGCCUCCUCGCGCGUCCAGAACGAUGUUAUCACGCUGCUUAUUUCCGAGCUCGAGGCCUCGCCACACAUAGCAUCGAACACUGGCAAGAAGCCCAUCGAUGUGUACAACGAGAUGAUCCGUUCGCAGGCGAUCGCCGGCGAUCCCGACCUUGUCACGCGGACGAGGCGGGCGCCGGCUCCGCGGCUCCGGCGGCCGCCGCGGCUCCAACGCCUCGUCGCGCCGCGGCAGUGA
This is a messenger RNA of Thecamonas trahens ATCC 50062, 903 nucleotides long. RefSeq names its product ankyrin domain-containing protein. The transcript is spliced from 2 exons. Bases 1 to 903 code for a protein of 300 amino acids. NCBI's taxonomy places the organism in Eukaryota, Apusomonadida, Apusomonadidae. The record is from RefSeq and is a predicted model, not a curated record. Gene Ontology annotation, molecular function: protein binding.